AUGUUAGAGAAUAGCUUAGGUGAUUUAUGCAAAUGUUGGGAGGCUAAGAAUGACAAUAUCAAGAUACAAGUGGGCAACACUAGAGGUUCAUUUCAGAAGAGUUUUUAUGAAGUUGAGCAUGCACACACUAGUCCUUUUUAUUCAAAUUUGCGUGGUUCAGUAUCAAGAGCUGCAUUGAGGCAGAUUGCUGAAGAGUGGUUGAGGAUUGACAUGGUAGGUACCGAUACGCAAAAAUGCGGAUGUACUCAUAGAAAAGUAUAUGGGUUACCAUGUGCUUGUGAGUUAGGGAGAUAUACAUUGAGUGGUGAUGCGAUACCAAUUGAGGCUAUUCAUAUUUAUUGGAGAAAACUAAGUAUGGAAGGAAAUCAAGAUGUAGAUGCAGAUGAUGGAUCAGAAUUAGACAUGACAAAUGCAAUCGAUGAAAUUUGGAAAAGGUGGAGGUCACUAGAUGUUGUCAGAAAAAGAGCAUUAAAAAUCAGAGCGUGUGAGAUUGCUUAUCCGACUACAACAAAGAUGUGUCCACCGCCUGAAAAAUUAAAACCAAAGGAGGGGUUAAGAAGAAAGGGAAGAGACCUAUGGGAUAUGAUGUUUAUCGUGAUCCUUCAGGAUAUGAAUUACAUCAGACCAUUUAUUGAUGACAUUGUUGAUGUAAGAGAUGAUGGAAAUUGUGGGUUUAGAGCCAUUGUAUCUUUGCAUGGUUAUGGCACAGAUGGAUGGUCAAUGGUUCGUCGGGAUUUGGAGAAAGAAAUUAUAGGUUUUAGAAGCAAGUUGUAUGAGGAUUUAUUUGGUAAACGCCUUCCAACAGUGAGAUCAUCGUUGGUGAUAGAAACUUUAGGACAACAACCACCGAAUAAAUGGAUGGCGUUGCCUGAGUUUGGCUAUGUAAUAGCUAAUCGAUAUAACGUUGUUUUCGUCUCUUUAGGUCACCCUAGCUUGAGUUACUUUCUUAUGACGAGUGCACAUUCACCUAAUGCAUCCAUUUACUGCAUCGGAUUUGUCAAUGGAAAUCAUUGGGUUCAGGUAAACAUGAAUGAAGGAUUCCCGUUGCCACCUGUCACAACUGAUUGGAAGAAAUAUCGCAUAAAAGAUGCAACAUCUUGGAUGGUAGGAUUUGUCGGGCGGUUACAACAUCGGCAACGGCUUACGCCUAUACUGCCAAAAUAUGUCAGCUUAGUUUAA
Molecule: messenger RNA, 1179 nt
Organism: Vicia villosa (hairy vetch)
Lineage: Eukaryota; Viridiplantae; Streptophyta; Magnoliopsida; Fabales; Fabaceae
Exons: 3
Coding region: 1-1179 (392 amino acids)
Source: RefSeq, a predicted model, not a curated record